AAUAAUAUUUGCUUAUUAUUAAUAGUUAAACAACAUAUAUAAAUAAAUAACAUGCGUAGAUUUUAGUUUUUAAAAAAGGCAGAUUUUUUUUCAUAACCAUUCAGAUUUUUUGUAGAGGAGAAUAGUUUACAAAGGUAAACUAUUUUUGGAGGUGUUUUGUCUGUUUUGACUGUCUUGAUUUCAUUAGGCUAUCUUACAUAUCUACUUUAUUUAUAUUUUGAUAACGAUUUAUUACCUACUAUAAGCUCUCAAAUGCAUAACUAAACUACAGAAGUAAGCUAAACUUUUAACAAGAGCCUUUUUGGUUUCACAUUUAAUUCUCAGAAUUUAACUAUGGAUUAGCUAUAUUAAUAAACUGGAAAAGUCUUUCUUACCUUUUAGCUACAAUAAUUGACGUUCGCGUAUAAUACAAUUUAAACAGUGAAUCUUAAUUAUGUUAAUUGUGAUAAUGAUCCUAAUUUUGUAGGCUUCAAGUGUAUAGAUUAUGAUAGUAUUCCUGAUUCUGCAAAAGAAAUAUUUUCAAAUCCAACUAAUUUGAGUUAAUCUUUGUUCUCUCUUACUGUUGCACCAUGCUCAGGUCUCCCAAACUGCGCUGACAACUAAUUAAUAUAAAAUUAUAUAAUGCAAAAUUCAUUCUAGUUUUUAAUCAAAAUUAGAGUGAGCUAAUUUAAUGAAGAAGAAAAAUAAAUGGAAGAAACAUUUUUACUUGAUUACAUAUAAUUCGAUGAUAAUUUAAGCUUUUAAAAUCAAUAUGUUUUGUAAUUGUAAAAGACAACAAUUAAAACUGGGUAUAUCUUUUAAGAUUCAAAUACAACUAUUGAUGUGGCUAGUUAGAGGAGAUUAAUUACUUAUUACUCUCAAGACAACUUGUUGACUAAAGCUGGGUUUGUUGGUUAUGCAUAAUUUUAGUUUUUCCUUGAUUAAAUGUAAGUAAUAACUAAAAUUUAAUACCCACUAAUAACAGAAGUGUUUGCAUAAUUCUUACCCAUACUUAAUAUUUUAUUAGCUAUUGGUUUUAUUGGUAGACUUUUUGCAGAGUCAAAAAUGGUAAAAGAUAUUAAUAAUAUCUACUUAAAAGAAUAUUACAAGAAUACAGCAAUUAAAAUCAUUUAAAACCAAAAUAAAGAAAUUUUUCUAAAAAGCAAACAGGGUUCCUACACAGAAUAAAUAAAAUAUCUUCAUUAAAAUAUAAACGACAUAAAAUAGUUUAGGCAAAAGAAAGAAAAAACUAAACUAAAUUUUAAAUAAAAACUCUAGUCAGUAGUAUAUUCAAUUUUCAAAAAAAAGGAGGAAGACCUUAAAAAUUAACAAUAAGCAAAUUUAUUUAAGCUAAUUUAAAGUAAGACUGUGGAGAAUAUCAAUAUUUACUAACUUUAUAGAGAUAUUAUAGAGUUAAAAAUGGCCAUAAGGUUAUUGAUGUCCCCUGAACAAUACGCAGCAAUGUAAUUUUGUGGUUGCGAGAUUAAUCUUAAAAGUUAGCCUAUGUAAAUCGUCUAAAAUAAAUAGGAAGAAUUAUAAGUGAAGGAAGAGAUAAUAAAUGUUCAGCAGAAAAAUAUGUCGCCUUUGUCAUAAAAUUAAGACUUAGAAGAAUAAAUAAUUAGCAUCUCAGAAUGUAAAGAAAAUACAGCUUAAGUGAUUAAAACAAACAAAUAAGUGCACUUAAUAUUCAAUAGGGAUAAAACUAAAUCAAAUGAUGAAGAAUAAUUUAAAGAAGAAGAUGAUAUUUUUUCUCAUAAAUAGCUAAAUUAAAUCUAAAAACAUGACUAAGUGCAACAGACAUCUUUACAUAAGAUAACAACUCUCUCAUAUAAUCAUUUGUAAGUUAUCGAGGACAUGUUAAAUAAUAAAGAUAAUAUAUUUUCACUCUUAUAAAGCUUUAUUGAAAAAAUAAAUAACAGUAAAUAACAGUUAUCACAAACUGAUUUAAAUAUUUACUCUUCACUAAUAGGACUUGAUUAAAAUAUGAAAAUACUAAGCACUUAAGAAAUAAAAUAUAAUUCAUCCUUAUGA
Tetrahymena thermophila SB210 is the source of this 2010-nucleotide messenger RNA. RefSeq names its product transmembrane protein, putative. The record is from RefSeq and is a predicted model, not a curated record. The transcript is spliced from 2 exons. NCBI's taxonomy places the organism in Eukaryota, Ciliophora, Oligohymenophorea, Hymenostomatida, Tetrahymenidae.